GAGCCGCGAGCUCUCUUCCCCCAAAACAUCCAAACCCUACCCGCCGUGCUACCAUCCACCUUCCCCCCUGCCGGCGCGGCGCCCACCCAAAACCCCAGCAAAAACCCGGCGGCGGGAGGGGGAGAUAGAUGGCGUCGGAGGAGGAGACGAGCCGGCUGUUCCGCAUCCGCCGCACGGUGAUGCAGAUGCUGCAGGACCGCGGCUACCUCGUGAUGGACAAGGACAUCGACAUGUCCAGGCCCGACUUCGUCGGCCGCUACGGGGACCCCGUCAACCGCGAGAACCUCGUCAUCUAUUGCAGCAGGAAGGGCGACACCGCCGACCAGAUCUACGUCUUCUUCCCCAAGGACCCCAAGCCCGGGGUGAAGACGAUCAGGAACUACGUGGAUAGGAUGAAACAGGAGAGCGUCUUCAACGGCAUCCUCGUCGUGCAGCAGGCGCUCAGCGCGUUCGCCCGCAGCGCCGUGCAGGAGGUCUCCCAGAAGUACCACCUCGAGGUCUUCCAGGAAGCGGAACUACUUGUGAACAUUAAGCACCAUACUCUAGUGCCAGAGCACGAGCUCCUGACGCCUGAGCAGAAGAAGACGCUGCUGGAGCGAUACACCGUGAAAGAAACUCAGCUCCCCCGGAUUCAAAUUACUGAUCCAAUAGCAAGAUACUAUGGCAUGAAGCGUGGGCAAGUUGUAAAGAUCAUCCGAAACAGCGAGACCGCCGGAAGAUAUGUGACCUACCGCUAUGUUGUGUGAGCUUCACUACAUUUCACACCUGGACCUAUGCAGCGAAUAUUACCAGUGGAAAUAUGCCUCUGUUGCUAGUUCAUUCCUGUAGCAGAACAUUCUUGUUGGCAAGUAACAGAAGUACUGAAUUGUCUUGUUUCUCUUGUUUUAGAGCUUGUUGGACAUAGCGUUGUUAGCAAUAGACGUAGGGUUAUUAAGCCGUGUUCCAUUUCACGCACUAGAUCAUUCGUGGCUAUCUGAAUGGUUGAUUGGGGCAAUCCGUUUCACCCUUCUUGCCCGUAUAUGAUGUUUGUUUGAUUGAAAAAUGCCAUAAGCAUGCCUUCCGGGACCAUUGUUUGCCGCAUGUGCAAUAGAGCAGCUGAUAUGAAAGCAUGAGGGAACAUGGGAUGUGCAUAUAUCUGUAGCAUGGAUUUCUUGUCGGUUGGACGGAUCUUGUAUGGCUAACACAGUAAACUACACCAGGAGCAAUGCAAUCUGUGUUUCACCUUCAACGGAUUGUAUCA
Oryza brachyantha (malo sina) is the source of this 1240-nucleotide messenger RNA. RefSeq names its product DNA-directed RNA polymerases II and IV subunit 5A-like. Bases 129 to 746 code for a protein of 205 amino acids. The record is from RefSeq and is a predicted model, not a curated record. NCBI's taxonomy places the organism in Eukaryota, Viridiplantae, Streptophyta, Magnoliopsida, Poales, Poaceae. Gene Ontology annotation, cellular component: RNA polymerase I complex; RNA polymerase II, core complex; RNA polymerase III complex. The transcript has 4 exons. Gene Ontology annotation, biological process: DNA-templated transcription. Gene Ontology annotation, molecular function: DNA binding; DNA-directed RNA polymerase activity.